AUCCUCCAAACAGAGUGUAGGCACAUCCAAUAAUCAAUCCAAGAUACAGAAAAUGACAAAAAGUAAUUUUAAAGGAGAUCUUUCAUAAUCAGACAUGAUAGUGUUGACAGAGUCUGAAUUGAAGAGAAUUAAGAAUCUAUCAGUUGUGACAACAAAAGAGGAGUAAAUACAACACAAAAAGUUGAUGGAAGAAUAGAAAGAGAAAUAGUUAGCAGCGGCCUAAGCAAAAAAGCAGAGAAUGUUAUAGAUUGAAGAGGAGAAGAAGAAAUCUAUUCCAUUGAGUUAACAAGAACAGGAAGAUAAAUUUGCCAAGGAUUCCUUGAUAUCAAGAGCAUAGGAAAUAAUAAAUGAACAAAUUGAUGAUGUCAAAGAGAUGAAUAAAAUGGUCAUGUAUGCUAAAUGCGUUACAAUCAGAGAUAAAUAAUUGUAAGAAAAAAAAGAGUUAUAUGAUCAGUACAAAAUGCAAGAAAAACGCAAGGACUUGAUGAUGGAAAUAGAGAGACUUAGAGCAAUCAAAUAUCAUGAGGAAAAGGAUUAGAAGUAAAAACAAUAAUUAAUACAUGGACAUGAAAUCAUCAUUGAAUAAAUUAAAGAAAGAGAAUUGAUAAGAUUGAAAGAAAAGGAAGAACAAGAAAGAGAAGGACAGAUUAUGCUUAAAUAAAUCAAACAAUUAUAAUAGGAAGAAGCACACAAAGCUUAACUUAGAAAGACUCAUCAAGCCAAGGUUCAAGAUGAGAUUCUAGAGGCCAAUCAUAAAGCUAUUUUGAUUAAGGAAAAAAGAAUACAAGAAGAGAGGGAUGAAGAGGAUAAAAUAUUAUAAUAUAAUCUACAAAAGGCUUAAAAGGAAGCUGAGUUCUUAGAAGAGUAGAAGAGAAUUAAAGAAGAGAAGGAAAGAGAAGUGCAGAGAUUGAGAGAAAUGCAAGAGAAGGCUCAAGAUAGAGCAGCUGAAUUAGACCUCUUAAGAGCCAAAAGGGCUAUGGAAUAAAAUGAAAGGUAGGCAAGAGAGAAAGAAAGAAAAGAGUAAGAGUAAAAGAUGAAAUUGAAUUAUGAAGUCAUGGAAGCCAGAAAACUAUAAUAAAGAGAGAAGCUUGAGAGAUAUUAAGAAUAAGCUAAAUUAGAAAGAGAUGAAUUCCAAAAGGUUAUUUAGAAAUAAAAAUAAGAAAGAGAAAAUGAGAUUAAAAUCUUUUAAGAUAAGGAAGCAUUAAGAAAGAAACAUGCUGAAGAACUUAGAAAAUAGAUCAUUUAGAACGAAGAGAGAAAGAAGUAGGAGGAAAGAGAUAAACUUGAAGAAGGAAAGAAAAUCAAGGAUAGGUUGAAUUAAGAAAAAAGACUAUUAGAGAGCAUUAAAGAUACUAAACUCAAGGAUCUUAACGAAAAAUCCAUCCCAGAUAAGUAUAAAGCCGAAUUAGCUAAAAAGAAAAUCGUUAUAAAUAUCUGA
Molecule: messenger RNA, 1438 nt
Organism: Paramecium tetraurelia
Lineage: Eukaryota; Ciliophora; Oligohymenophorea; Peniculida; Parameciidae
Exons: 5
Source: RefSeq, a predicted model, not a curated record